CUGGCGGAAAUCAGAAGACCGCUGUUGUUAGGUACUUCCGGUUUAAAAAUGACAGUGUACACCCUAUACAUUUUUGAUAGAAAUGGAACUUGCUUAUAUUAUACGGAGUGGAAUAGGAAGAAACAGCCAGGAAUGAGCAAAGAUGAGGAGUUCAAAUUGAUGUAUGGUAUGAUUCAUUCGAUCAAGUCGUUUGUGCACAGGAUCGCACCAACAGAUCUAAGGGAUGGUUUCUCAAAUUUUCGCACUAGUAGAUACAAGCUGAAUUUUUAUGAGACUCCAAGUGGUAUGAAGUUUAUAAUGACAACAGAUUUAACAGUGGGUAACAUCAGAGAUAUUCUACAUCAGAUCUACAGUAAUAUUUUUGUUGAGUAUGUUGUACGGAAUCCACAGUGUGAAUUAGGACAACCAAUCACAAGUGAGCUGUUCCAGACCAAACUAGACGAGUUCAUCAGAGGACUUUCUAUAUUCCCAACAAGGAUAUCCUAGCAACUCCACUGAAAUAUUUAGUGAUUGUGUGUAAUUUUUAAAUCAAUUUAAAUGUGUACAUUUACUUGUGUAGUUGCUGAAAUAUUACAUGACACUUUGAAAAUUUGAUAAAAAUCUGCAGACUUCAAUGCUCUAUAGAUUACACAAGCAAAAGUUGAUAUGUAGCGCGUUUUAAAAAUGAAGGGCUGCUCAUAGUAAAGAAAGAUUUUGUUUUUAUUUUGGGAUGGCCCGUCCUGGAAUCUACAAGUAGAUCUUGUGAAAUAAUCAACAAGUUACUGUACAUCAGUAGAAUGGGUGAUGCAUGUCUUAACAGAGGUUGUUUGUACUGUAAGGUAUUUGUGAAGAAAGGUUCUGCAUAUAUGUAAUUGAUGAGUAUUGUAUUUGCAAUUUGAACUGUACUCUAAAUAGUAAAAUAAAUCAGUCUUUCAAACCA
Molecule: messenger RNA, 919 nt
Organism: Magallana angulata
Lineage: Eukaryota; Metazoa; Mollusca; Bivalvia; Ostreida; Ostreidae
Product: trafficking protein particle complex subunit 1-like
Exons: 4
Coding region: 49-486 (145 amino acids)
Biological process (GO): endoplasmic reticulum to Golgi vesicle-mediated transport
Cellular component (GO): TRAPP complex
Source: RefSeq, a predicted model, not a curated record